Messenger RNA from Ostrea edulis (European flat oyster), 2263 nucleotides. RefSeq names its product zinc finger protein 564-like. The record is from RefSeq and is a predicted model, not a curated record. Gene Ontology annotation, molecular function: DNA-binding transcription factor activity; RNA polymerase II cis-regulatory region sequence-specific DNA binding. Bases 365 to 1150 code for a protein of 261 amino acids. The transcript has 2 exons. NCBI's taxonomy places the organism in Eukaryota, Metazoa, Mollusca, Bivalvia, Ostreida, Ostreidae. Gene Ontology annotation, biological process: regulation of transcription by RNA polymerase II.
UACCCGUUUUACCAGUGCCUGACAUUGAGCGUUGUCUCUGGAUAAGAACAUACAGAAACUCAGUAAAAUAGUCGGAUUAUUCGUGACAUCACAGAGGAAGUGUUCAAAGAGCGUAAUCACCGAGCGAGGCGCUGUGAAACAGGAUGGAAGACAGAUGAAGCAUUUUAAAAUUCCACGUUGAGGUAUAACGGAACACAUAAGCCUCCAUACUGGUGAUAAAACCUUAUAGAAAUAAUAUGUCUGAAGGUGUGCAAUCUGACUGAACAUUUACAGAGUCGCAUGGGUAUAUACACAGUCGUCUUUACCUUACGAAUGUGAUAUCUGUCCAAACACGUAUACUAUAGCUGAAAGAUUAAAGAAACACAUGAGAAUGGAUACCGGGGAACAACUUUCUAAAGGUAAUGAAAGUGGGCAGGAAUGGAAAGUUACAGAGAAAUUAAAGAAGCAUAUGGAAACACACACUGAUGAUAUGCCUUAUAAAUGUGAAAUAUGUGGGAAGAAGUUCCGUUACAGAUCUUCUUUACAGAGUCACAUGAUAACACACACAGGUGACAGAUCUUUUGAAUGUGAUAUGUGUGGAAAGGCGUAUGGUUUGGCAGGAAAUUUAAAGAAACACAUGGUAACACAUACAGGUGAAAAACCUUUUUUGUGUGACGUCUGUGGGAACACGUAUCGUCAGUUAGGAUCGUUACAGACACACAUGAGAAUUCAUUCAGGUGAUGGGCUUCAGAAAUGUGAUGUCUGUGGGAAAACAUUUACUCUUGCAAAAUCCUUAAAGGAACACAUGAGAACACACACCGAUGAGAGACCUUACGAAUGUGAUGUUUGUGAAAAGAGGUAUAGUCUAGCGGGAAAUUUAAAGAAACACAUGGUAACGCAUACAGGUGAUAAAUCCUUUCAUUGUGCUGUAUGUGGGAACACUUAUUUUCAUUCAGGAUCUUUACAGGUACACAUGAGAGCACAUACAGGUCAUAGACUUAAAAAAUGUGAAAUCUGUGGGAAAACAUUUCCCUUUGCAGCCUCCUUAAGGAUACACAUGAGAACACACACAGGUGAUAAACCUUAUAAAUGCGAUGUCUGUGGGAAAUGUUUCACUCAAUCAGGACAGAUACGGAGACACUUGAAAACACAUGCAGGUGAUAAGUCUUAGAAAUAAGCUAUAGUAGUUUAAGAAAUAAGCUAUAGUAGGUUAAUGUUUUUGAGAAGGUAUUUCGUGGAUCGGGGAAAUUAGAAGGACACAUGAAGUUCAAGUCGGAUAUAGGUGAAAUGCCUUAUAAAUGUGAUGUCUGUGGAAAGACGCAUACUUUAGCAGAAUAUUUAACGAGACACAUACGGGUAAUAAUCCUUAUGAAUGUGAUGCAUGUGUGAACACUUAUAGUCAGUCUGGAUCUCUACUGGCACAUAUAAGAACACAUCGUUGAUAGACUUAAUAAUACCAUAUUUAUCCUUAAGAAAAUGUAACGACUGUGGGAAAUCAUUGUCUUUUGGAUAUGCCCUAAGGAUACACAUGAGAACAUAAAUGUGGGACUGUGUCUUUUGGAUAUGCCCUGAGGAUACACAUGAGAACAUAAAUGUGGUGUAUGAGGGACAACAUUUCCUCUUGCAAAAUCCUUAAGACCUUACAAAUGUGAAGUCUGUGGAGAAACUUUGAUUGAAUCAGGGAAAUUAGUGAAAGAUAAAAAGGCACACACAGGUGAUACACAUUCUAGAUGUGAUAUAUUUGGGAAAUGGUUUCGUCAGUCAAUAGAUUUUCAGGUACACAUGAGGACACAUACAGGUGAUAAUCACUAUCAAUGCUAUAUGUCUGAAGGAAGACAUGUUCUCAACUCGUGCUCUUAAGAAUACAAAUGAGGAUAGUCAUACAUAUGUACAUAUGGGGUCAUAAACCUUACCAAUGUGAUGUGUGUCAAAGGACAUUUUCAAUACUUUAUGCAACUUAAAGAAACACUUGAAACAAACACAAGAGACAGUAUGCCUGUGGUGUGGGUGACAUGGUUUUUUGGUCACCUCACUCACUCGGAUGACCUUUUGCCGUUGGUCUUCCUUUUAACCAAAUUUAAUUUCUUUUUAAAUCUGUAUUUACAAACAAUUAUCACUUGACCGACUUUAAAUAAUUUUCAGUAGACAAUCAUGUGACAUUUGGCCAUUUCAUCUUCUACAAACAGAAUUUGUGUCAAUCAUCUCAACAAAUAUUCAUUUAAUGUUUCCUAACCAUGUCCUAUGACUUUACCAUUAAAAGAGUGAUACAAGCUUGCAAUUAUUC